This is a messenger RNA of Phaeoacremonium minimum UCRPA7, 1029 nucleotides long. RefSeq lists its product as hypothetical. Lineage: Eukaryota; Fungi; Ascomycota; Sordariomycetes; Togniniales; Togniniaceae. Gene Ontology annotation, biological process: anaphase-promoting complex-dependent catabolic process. Gene Ontology annotation, cellular component: anaphase-promoting complex. The record is from RefSeq and is a predicted model, not a curated record. The transcript is spliced from 3 exons. The coding region runs from base 1 to 1029 and encodes 342 amino acids.
AUGUUCUCCAUACUACCAGACCUCUCUCCGCACGACCCCCACACCGUCUGGUAUACAUCAUCCCGACAGCCCUUCCUCGCCUCGACGACGCAACAACAUGACAGUUCCGCCGCCGACACACCAGCUCAAGGUCCGGGCCCGGCCCCCCGCCGACCCGGCCAGGCAGCUCUCGAGCGCUCGGCCCUUGCCCGCCUGCGCGCCGACGAGCAGUACGUGGAGCGGCGCAAGCACAACGUCAGCAAUUUCGGCAGCACGUGGCUAAAGCCGCCCGGCGUGGCCAAGUCGCUGUUCCAGAUGCGCGAGGAGCGCCGCGAGGCGGAGGAGCACGCCGAGGCCAUGCGGCGUGAGCAGCUCGCCCAACAGCUCGCGGACGCUGAGGGCGCGGCCGCCGGCGGUCUCGAUGACAUGGGCGUCACAGAUCUCGACGGCGAGCCCAUGGAUGAGGACGGCAUGAUGGAGGGUGGGCGCGACCUGGAUGACGAGAUCCCUGAUGCAGACACGGACGGGUUUGGUUUUGACGGCGCGGAGGAGGAUAGUGACGAAGACGAGGAAAACGACUCCGAAGCUGGCGGGGCAGACGAUGAGGACAGGCCGGAAGCAAGUCCUGCUCAGCAGCAGCAGCAAAGAGCCAUUCGGGACCAACUACGGAAUGUGCGUGCUACGGAAGACCGCGUGCGGGAGCUGAUGAUUCGUGGUCAGGGGCCCGACUCAGAAGUCUACGGGGCUGAGGAUGACAUUGACGAGGAGGACCGCGCUCAGAUGCUCGAGGAAGAUGACCUCGUGCAAAUUCCUGUCCAUAACGCGGAACCUGGCAUGAAUAUGGACAUGGAUGCAGACCUUGACGAUGACAUCCCCGAAGCCGAGAGUGGUGGCUAUGAACAUACUGAUACUGAAGCGGAGCUUAGCAGCAGUGAAGAUGGUAGCCAGGACGGGAGGUUUGCCGAGGACUCUGCCCAGAGGCAGUUUGCCACGAAGCAGUAUUCGAAGCGAUAUCGAUCUCAGCAGCCUUCUAUCGCGAGACGGAAGUAG